CUUAGAAGAAACAACUAUAGACUUCACUGAAGAAAUAACUACUGAUGAGACUCUUGAACCGAUAACAGAAUUCACUUCAGACAUACCUACAAAUAUCACAGAGAUAUCAACACCAUUUACAACAGAUUCAUCAAAGGAAGAUUCAACAGAGGAAACUGAACUACCAACAACAGGAGUUACUGAUCAAUCAACUGCAACCACAAAACCACAAUCAACUACAAGAAUUACAGGUGGAUCCACCUUAGAAGAAACAACUAUAGACUUCACUGAAGAAAUAACUACUGAUGAGACUCUUGAACCGAUAACAGAAUUCACUUCAGACAUACCUACAAAUAUCACAGAGAUAUCAACACCAUUUACAACAGAUUCAUCAAAGGAAGAUUCAACAGAGGAAACUGAACUACCAACAACAGGAGUUACUGAUCAAUCAACUGCAACCACAAAACCACAAUCAACUACAAGAAUUACAGGUGGAUCCACCUUAGAAGAAACAACUAUAGACUUCACUGAAGAAAUAACUACUGAUGAGACUCUUGAACCGAUAACAGAAUUCACUUCAGACAUACCUACAAAUAUCACAGAGAUAUCAACACCAUUUACAACAGAUUCAUCAAAGGAAGAUUCAACAGAGGAAACUGAACUACCAACAACAGGAGUUACUGAUCAAUCAACUGCAACCACAAAACCACAAUCAACCACAAGAAUUACAGCUGGAUCCACCUUAGAAGAAACAACUAUAGACUUCACUGAUGAAAUAACUACUGAUGAGACACUUGAACCUAUAACAGCAUUCACUUCAGACAUACCUACAAGCUUCACCAAAAUAUCAACACCAUUUACAACAGAUUCAUCAGAGGAAGAUUCAACAGAGGAAACUGAACCAUCAACUACUGGAUUUACUGAUCAAACAUUAAAUACUGAUGAGACACUGGAACCGAUAACAGCAUCCACAUCAGACAUAUCUACAAGCUUCACCAAAAUACCAACAGCAUUUACGACAGAUUCAUCAGAAGAAGAUUCAACAGAGGGAACUGUACCACCAACAAUUGGAGUUACAGAUCAAUCAAAUGCAACUUCAACACUACAAUCAACUACAAGAAUUAUAGCUGGAUCCACUCUAGAAGAAACAACUGUAGACUUGACUGGUGGAUCAACUACUGAUGAGGCACUGGAAUUGACAACAGCAUUCACACCAGACAUAUCUACACAUGUCACAGAAAUAUUAACACCAUUUACAACUGAUUCAUUUGUGGAACAUUCAACAGAGGAAACUGAACAAACUACAAGAGUUACAGAUCAAUCAACUACAACCUCAACACCACAAUCAACCACAAGAAUUACAGCUGGAUCCACCUUAGAAGAAACAACUAUUAACUUAACUGAUGAAAUAACUACUGAUGAGACACUGGAACUGACAACAGCAUUCACAUCAGACAUAUCUACAAGUGUCAUGGAAAUAUUAACGGCAGUUACAACAGAGGAACAUUCAGAGGAAACUGAACUAUCAACUACAAGAGUUACCGAUCAGUCAACUACAACCUCAACAUCACAAUUAACCACAGGAAUUAUAGCUGGAUCAACAUUAAAAGAAACAACUGUUCAGUUUACUGACAGAAUAACUACUGAUGAGGCACUGGAACUGACAACAGCAUUUACAACAGAGGAACAUUUAGAGGAAACUGAACUAUCAACUACAAGAGUUACCGAUCAGUCAACUACAACCUCAACAUCACAAUUAACCACAGGAAUUAUAGCUGGAUCAACAUUAAAAGAAACAACUGUUCAGUUUACUGACAAAAUAACUACUGAUGAGGCAAUGGAACUGACAGCAGCAUUCACAUCAGACAUAUCUACAAGUGUAACUGAUAUAUCAACGGCACUUACAACAAAAGAACAUUCAGAGGAAAAUGAACUAUCAACUACAAGAGUUACUGAUCAAUCAACUACAACCUCAACACCACAAUCAACCAUAGGAAUUACUAUUGGAUCCACCAUAAAAGAAACAGCUACAGACACUGCCUUAUCAACUACUGAAAAUGCACUGGAAUCCACAACACCAUUCACAUCAAGAAUAUCUAAAAGUGUGACUGAAGAAUCAACAAUAUCAUUUACAUCAGAAUUGUCUUCAAGUGUUACUGAAAAAUCAACACCAUUUACAACUGAGGAAGCUUCAACUGCAGAGACUGAAAUGCCAACUACAGGAAUUACUAUUCAAUCGACUACACUCAUGACACCAGACUCAACCACAGGAGCCAAAUCAUUCACUAAGAUUCCUGAUUUAUCAACUACCACAGAAAUAAUUUCAACAGAAUUUACAAUUACAGGAAUUACUGAUCAGUCAGUUUCAUCUAUCACAACAGAAAUUAAAUCCACAUCAGCAGAAUCAACCACUCAUGUCAUGGCUGAGUCCACAGCUACAUCAACCAAGGCUACUACAGUCAAAUCAACCAUAUCAAUGACAGAACAGCUAACAACCACAUUCACAUCAGAGUCCUCUACAGGAAUUAGCGGAGGAAAAGAAACCACAGUGAUCACAACACAACCUGAGGUAACCACAUCCAGGACUACAGCAAAUACAGAAGAAUCAAUGACAUCAGUGGACACUACAUUGGCUACCAUUGAGAGCUCAUCUACCAGUGCAACUACUGUCUCGCAUGAAAGUCCCAUCUUUUCACCACAAUCUACAACACAACCACUAACAACUGUAGUGGAACUCACUACAACUGCAGCAAAGCCUACACCACUUACAACUACGAUCCAUGUCAGCUUUACAAGUGAUGAACCGUUUAAUACUGAACUGGAGAUCCCAACUUCAACUAUGUUUACAGAACGAGAACAAAAAGUCAAACAUGAAUUUGAGCCAAUCUUAAAAAAAGCAUUUAUCCACUUCCUCGGAUUGACAGUUAUUCGGUUCCGUUCUGGAUCAGUCAUCACAGACAUGAAUUUGAAAUUCAUGAUAGACAAUGUCCCUGAGGAUAAUAAUAUCACACAAGUUAUCAUGAAUGCAAACACUACAUUUAAUAUAACCAAUGUAGAGGUCAAGCAGACAGAUGAUGCUACAACUUCAACUAAACCUUCUAUAACAACCAUUACACCCACUACAACCAAACCAGCAACAACCCAGACUACAGUUACAACAACACCCCAAGAUUCAAACAGCACCCAGACUACCACCCUCACAGCAACUAUAUUACAACCUGUAACAACUGCAAUCCAGUCAUUAAUGACUUCACAACAAACUGAAAUCCAACCUACAACUGAGACUCUGUCAACAAUGGCAUCACACCUUGCAACAGCUACAUCCCAGCCUACGUUCUCAACAUCUGCCCAGCCUACAGAUACCGUCCAGACCAUAACUAUUUUACAACCAACACAAACUGAAAUCCAACCUAUAACCGAGGCCCAGUCAACAAUGACUACAUCACAACUAGCAACAGCUACAACCCAGCCUCCAUUCUCAACAACUGCCCAGACUACAAAUACAGACCAGUCUGUAUCUAGUUCACAACCUACACAAACUAAUAUUCAAUCAACAAUUACUAAAUCACAACUCACAGCAGAUACAUCCCAACCUACGUUUUCAACAACUGCCCAGACCAUGAAUACUUUGCAAACUACACAAAGUACAAUCCAAUCUAUAACUAAUACCCAAUCAGCAAUUACAUCACAGCUUGCAACAGCUACAACCCAGCCUACAACCUCAACAACUGCCACAACACAGCCUAAAACUUCAAUCCAGCUGACAAAAUUAACCCAACCUCAGAGUACAACUCAAUCUACCAUUAUAUCUACAACCAAAUCUACAACUGCAAUCCAGACCACAACUACAACCCAACCAAUAUCCAUUACAGUCCAGUCAACAAUGACAUCAAACCCUGUGACAGCUACAAGUAAACAACCAAAUACAAUUACAACCCAGCAGACAACAUUAGCCCCUUUAAAACCUACGGUUACUGCUCAACAAACAACACAUUUAUUCCAACCUACCAGUACAAUUCAAGCUACAUUUAAAUCUACAGGCAAAUCUACAACUACAAGCCAACCUAUAACUCCUACAAUCCAACCCACAAUUACAUCUCAGUCUCCAGCUGAAACAACCCAGCUUAUAUCUGCUACAACCCAAACUACAAUAAAUGCUUCAUCUUUAUCCCCUGUUCCAACUUUGGACCAGUCUAUGAGUACACCUACAGCACAGCCUAUAGCUACAUCCCUACCUAGAACUACUACAAUCCAACCUACAAUAUUAACCUUUACCUCACCUAAUACAACUGCAACUCAGCCUACACUUCAAACUACAACACAGACUAUAGCUUCUUCCCAGCCAACAUUAACUAUGUCACCACCCACAACUACAAACCAGGCAACCCAGUCUUCAUCUUCAACUAUAACCCCAUCUAAAACACCAACCCAACUCACCAUAGCUACAAUGCAGCCAACAGUAAAUACAUUGAAACCUACAACUAGAUCACAGAUUGUAACUACACCUACAACCCGACAUAUAACAACUGCAGCCCACUCUAUGUCUUCAAGUACUACCUCACCUAAUGCACCAAACCAACUCACCAACAAUCAAACAACACCAACAACAGCCACAAACACAACACCACCACCACCACCACCACCAACAACAACAACCACAACACCAAUACCACCAAGCACAACACCAACAACCACAACGUCCACACCACCAACACCAACCACAACGACAACAACAGCCACAACAAGAGCAGCCUCAACACCAACAAAAACCACAACACUACCAUCAACAACAACAACAACCACAACAACAACCACAACACCAACAACAACAUCCACAACAAGAGCAGCCCCAACACCAACAAAAACCACAACACUAUCAACAACCACCACAACAACAACUAAAACACCAACAACAACAGCCACAACAACAACAACCACAACAACAACCACAACACUAAAACCAACAACAACCACAACAACAACACCAACAACAACAACCACCACCACAGCAGCAAUUCCAACACGCCCUCCACCAGUUGUAACCAUAGAGAUGGUCAUUUUAGUAGCAUUCAGUGAAGAUCUACAAAACACGGCAAGCGUGGCAUUUAAGAACCUAGCAGAACAAGUUGAAACUGAGUGUUACAAAGUAUAUAAACUGAAGUAUGGACCUCUUUUCAUCAAGGUUAUUGUGAUUGCUUUCAGAGCUGUUGCUAAAACCCGGGCAGAACAAAAUGUACAGGCAGAGCUUCAAUUAGUGUUUGACCAAACCUCCACUGAACCCAUUCCUAGCAACGCUGAAAUUGUGCAGACUCUAAAAGAAGCAGCAACAACUCCGAACUCAAACUUCAACCUUAAUGUUGAUGUGACCUCUAUUACGGUUACCAAAUCACUGCAGAUAAUACCAUUGACAAUCCUGACUGAUGGAACCUUUGUGGCUGCUCUUUUAAAUAAAAGUUCAAUUGAUUUUCAGAACAGGGCAACAAUGAUAAAAACAGGGCUUGAACCUUUCUUCUUUGCUGAUUACAGUACGUCAUUCAGCAUCUUAACUGUAACAAACUUCAGUGAUGCCAGGGUAAAAACAAAGAGUAUGCCCACGAUCCGAAACUCUAUGGAUCUUACAUUUGCAGCGAACACCCCUCUACCCAAUAGCACCCAGAUAGUGAACACUAUAGUUCGAGCAGCCAACAGCUCGUUACCCUUCCAGAUCUUCACGUCUGAAAUUGUGAUAAAUGGUACAGCAUUUUCAUCAUGUGAAGUCAGCAGCAAGAUCAGUGUGUUGACCGCUUUAGUUCUAGUUGCUGUGUCACUUCUGGUUCCAUGGUUUGAUUGACCAUAAUCCCAAUAUAACUGAUUCAGACAGGUCUGAAUUUUGUGUGGGAAGGACUGGUACAUAUAUGUAAACUAGACCUUGAAAUGAAAAUACACUGAAUUUCAGCUCUGUAUAUACCUAGAGAACAGGCUGAACCAUGCCUAGUCUUAAAAGUACUUUCUGUCAUUUGUUAUUUAUUCUGAAAAAAGAAAA
Messenger RNA from Ctenopharyngodon idella (grass carp), 6001 nucleotides. Its product is annotated as mucin-3A-like. The record is from RefSeq and is a predicted model, not a curated record. The transcript is spliced from 11 exons. Bases 1451 to 5809 code for a protein of 1452 amino acids. NCBI's taxonomy places the organism in Eukaryota, Metazoa, Chordata, Actinopteri, Cypriniformes, Xenocyprididae.